AGCAGCACUCUACAAUCAAAUUCAUCAUGGGCAGCGGACGCCAAGACAAGGGGAAGGGGGGAAAGGAGAGUGACAGGGAGAAGAAGGCGAGACAUAACCUGAAUGCGGCGGUCUCUCGCGCAGCUAAGCGGGAGCCUGGAUACCAAGGCGCCUCCGCGGCGGAGAAGAAGAGGAUCUUGGGUCGUGUUCGUGUUCGUUUGGCUGGGCAAUCCAGCAACAACAAGCACAGCAACAGCAGCAGCAAUCGCGGCGCCGGGGCCCCAGCGGCCAAUGCUUUCGGUCUUCUCGUCGGUGGUGGUGGGGUCGGUGUCGUUGGUGGGGCGGUGCCACCGCACCAAUUGGGUGGGUGGAUGGGGAGAGGAGGAGGAGAGGAGAUGGCGGGAGAGGAGGAGGGGGUGGAGGCGGAGGAGGAAGAGGAGGAGGAGGAAUUGGUGGCUCGGUUGGCGGAGUUUGUUGUUGGUGGUGGGGACCACAAUCCCACGCUGGUGGCUCUGGUGGGCACCUACCCACCAGAGCUCGACCAUGCCACCAUCCUGGCAGACAUUGACCGUAGGGUCAGGGAGUUUAUGGAGGAGGAGACGUGAGAGUGUUGUUUGUUGUUCUGUUGUCUUCGGACAUUGGGGGAGGAGGAAUUGAUAAUUUGCUAGGUCCUACCAC
This is a messenger RNA of Mollisia scopiformis, 657 nucleotides long. RefSeq lists its product as uncharacterized. NCBI's taxonomy places the organism in Eukaryota, Fungi, Ascomycota, Leotiomycetes, Helotiales, Mollisiaceae. The transcript is spliced from 6 exons. The record is from RefSeq and is a predicted model, not a curated record. Bases 27 to 584 code for a protein of 185 amino acids.